Messenger RNA from Plectropomus leopardus (leopard coralgrouper), 1402 nucleotides. Lineage: Eukaryota; Metazoa; Chordata; Actinopteri; Perciformes; Serranidae. The record is from RefSeq and is a predicted model, not a curated record.
UAGUUGGUACGCAACCUUGUUUACACUGACAGGCACAUUGUGACUCUUCCCCUUUCAUUGAGAUAUGACUCGCAGAAUAAAAACAAGAGUCUUUAGUGGCUGAUUUGCUUUAAAUUCUCAAUCAUCGCGCAAGAGAAAUCGCUCAAAUCUGGUCCGCAAUGAGCGCGUCUGCAGGGACGGGAGUGUUUGUGCUCUCACUGGUGUCCAUCCCCAUGUGCUAUUUCUUUAAUUCCCUUAUUUUCAACAACAGCGCUGAAGCUUUCUUAUUCGCUGGAUGUUCAACAGUCAUCAUCCUGGCCAUUUCGAUGCUUUUCAUGCUCAAGAAGAAGGCUCCAGUAGAUCCUCUUUUCUAUGUGUAUGGAGUGCAUGCAUUCCUCAGUGUGGUGAAUCUGAUCAUUGGGCUGGAGCAGGACAACAUCAUUGAUGGAUUUGUGACGUUUUACCUCAAAGAGGCAGAUCCACACAUUAAUACAGCACAUGGGCACAUGAUCUCCUAUUGGGAUGGCUGCGUGCAUUAUCUCAUGUAUUUGCUCAUGAUUGCUGCAAUCACUUGGGGGGACAGUUACCGAGCCAUUGGACUCUACUGGGUGGGAUCUUUUCUCAUGCGUGCCAUAGUCUACAUUCUUGGGAAUGCUGUGGGGAAAUAUGGGAUCCAAGUUAGUCCUCUCUUCCUCCUCCACAUGUUUUAUACCUCAGUGUCUGUGUGGGCCUGCUUCCGCAUCUUUAGCCAGCCCUCUACACGGGAUGUUCAGAACAUCCAGGAGGCUGAUAGAAAAAGUUUACUACAGAGACCUCUGGACUUACUGUUUGUCAUCUACCUCAUCCCUGCUUUUGCUUUCUGUGUCUUCAGAGGCCUGGUUGUUCUGGACUGUUCUGGCAAAUGGUGUCAAGGCUACACACAACAGUUUGAGCCGUACCUAAAAGACCCUUCAGCCUAUCCUAAAGUACAGAUGCUGGUGAACAUGCUGUACUCUGGCCCAUACUACAUCAUCACUCUGUAUGGGCUGCUGGUCCCAGGAUGUGAGUGGAUGCCAGAUGUGACUCUUGUGCACUCGGGAGCUCUGGCACAGGCACAGUUCACUCAUAUUGGCGCGUCUCUCCACACACGGACGCCGUUCUCCUACAGAGUGCCAACCGGCAGCCAGGCUGUCUUCCUGCUGCUUAAUAUCUUGUACGCUCUGGUGCCUCAGGCUCUGUGCUACCGCUGCUGCACCAGACCUGCUUUCUUCCUCAGGUCAACACCAGAUAAAAAGACUGAAUAACAGACUGUGUCAGACAGAAAUGUUAAGGAUCCCUAAAUAAAAGACCGAAGUUCUUGAAAAGUACUGCUCUGUGUUUGCAGUUAUUAGCAGUUGCUAUUCUUGGAGAGGGAGCGGUCACCUUUAACCUUACUGAGGGCUAA